CGACUCACGUGUUAGCUAUGUUUGGUCUCGCGAAGUCCCGAUUCCCGAGCAGCAGUAGCAGCAGCUGUACGCCUGUACACCGCUUGCUUUAGUGCUGCGGCAGCUGUACUGCUAAUGUAGUCGUUCGCUCUUACGAGUCCUUAAUUCACGUCUGUCCGUACUCCGAGGAACCGAAUAACCAUCCAUACGAAUUUGUCUUCAGAAAUCCAGUGCACCAUGACGUCGCCGUCGUCCGAACAACAGCUGCACGGCGUCCCCUUGGUUCAGAAAUUCAACGCAGAGGCAUUAGAAUUAAAUUUUUCAUUAGAGCAAAAAUGGAAAAAUUUCAAAAAAGAAUAUGAAGAAUUAUAUGAAUGUUUAGAACAAUUUCCUAAACAGUUGUCUGUUCCAAUAUUGAUGCCACUUGGACCAAAAGUGUUUGUACGUGCGCAAUUAUGUAAUACUAAUGAGGUAUUUAUUAGAUACAAUGAAGUUUUCACUAAACAAAGUGCUUAUGAUGCUCAAGCUGCUUGCAAAAGGCAACUCGAUAGGUGUGAUAAUAUGCUUGAAAAUUUAAGAAAAGAAAAAGAAUUGUUCAUGGAUAAUAUUUCUGCUAGACAGGAAGUUGUUAAUGUUUCAGAACAGUUAGUAGAAAUAAAUGAACCCUAUGAUGAAGCAGAAGAAGCAGCUUGGAAUGAAAUACAUAAGCAAAAGGUAAAAGAAUAUAAGAAACGUUUAGCUGAAGAAAAACAUCAACAAGAAUUAGAGCAACGUAAAAAAAUAUUAGAAGAAUUUAAAUCAGUAGGGUUUGACGAUAAACUUGGUGGAUUGAAUAGACCAACAUUGUUUACUGCAUCUAAAAUACAUUAUUCAAUUAUGAAUGGGGAAGACGAUGAUAUGGAUGAUGAUGACGAGGAUGGGGAUGAUGAAGAUGACGAUGAAGAAGAUGAUGAAGAUGAUGAAGAUGAUGAUGAUGAUGAUGAUGAAGAUGAUGAUGAAGAUGAAGAUGAAGAUAGUAAAUUAGAAAUUGUUUUCACUAAUGAUAUACCCGAAACUACUAGAUCCUUAAAAAAAAAGAACAAAAAACAAGUAUCAUUUAAUAGUGAUGUUCAAAUUAAAGAAUUUGUACCAAGGCCUGGAGAACAUUUCAUUCGUCGAAGAGAAGAAACCACUGAAUCUAUAAAACCAGAAAUAAUUCUUACGGAAAUAGAUGAUAUUGUGGAAAGAGUAUCUGAUACAUGUCUAGAUAAUGAAACUGAUGAUAAAGAAGAAAAUACAAGACCCGUUAGUAGAUUUAAAGCCAACCGAAAUAGAUAGGAGCAAUAAUAUUAAAUAUCAGAUAUGUAUACAUAUAUAUUGUUUUUUAUUUGGUUAAUUUAAGCAGCUAAUAAAGCUAUUGUAUACAUUAUAAUAUAUUUGUAUAUAAAUGAUAAAUAUUUAAAUUAUAUUAUUAAAAGUGUAUAAAUUAAAAACCAAUUUUUAUAUUAAAUAAUAAUCAUUGAAA
This is a messenger RNA of Aphis gossypii (cotton aphid), 1483 nucleotides long. RefSeq names its product RNA polymerase II subunit 5-mediating protein homolog. Lineage: Eukaryota; Metazoa; Arthropoda; Insecta; Hemiptera; Aphididae. Gene Ontology annotation, biological process: negative regulation of phosphatase activity; negative regulation of transcription by RNA polymerase II. The record is from RefSeq and is a predicted model, not a curated record. The coding region runs from base 217 to 1296 and encodes 359 amino acids. The transcript is spliced from 6 exons. Gene Ontology annotation, molecular function: transcription corepressor activity; phosphatase inhibitor activity; chromatin binding.